AUGAUGGGGUCCUUUCACAUGGAGAAGAAAUGGCAAUUUCCUCUCAUUAUGAUCUCAAUUGUGUUCAUAUUCUUUAUUGCCACGUGCUUUAACAUGGGGCUUGUCUCUACAGUUCACAGCUUCAAUUCAAUAUUAUUCUUUCUCCCAUCUCGCCUAGCCAUAAACCAAUCUGCUCCAGUUUUUGUGGAGACUAAGAUUUCUGCUACUGCUCCAGAUCCUACUGUGCAUGCAAUUCCUCGCUUUGCUUAUUUGAUUUCUGGCUCAAAAAGUGACUUGGAGAAGCUUUGGAGAACUCUUCUAGCCCUUUACCAUCCCCUGAACCAUUAUAUUGUUCAUUUGGACCUCGAGUCACCAUUAGAGGUGAGGUUGGAGCUUGCUUCUAGAAUUGAGAAACAGCCUAUCUUCGCUGAGGUUGGAAAUGUUUUCAUGAUUCAGAAAGCUAAUAUGGUCACUUACAGAGGACCAACCAUGAUUGCUCACACUCUUCAUGCUUGUGCCAUUCUGCUCAAGAGAACUAAAGACUGGGAUUGGUUUAUUAACCUUAGUGCUUCAGAUUACCCUCUUGUGACUCAGGAUGAUCUUUUAUAUGCUUUUUCUGAUUUAGACAGAAGCCUUAACUUCAUUGAGCACACAAGUCGUUUGGGAUGGAAGCUGGAAAAACGAGCAAUGCCUUUAAUUAUUGAUCCAGGUCUUUACAGGACAAACAAGUCUGAUGUUUUUUGGGUUGGUCCUAAGAGAACUUUGCCAACAGCCUUUAAAUUAUUUACUGGUUCAGCAUGGAUGGUUUUAUCACGCUCCUUUGUAGAAUAUGUUGUUUGGGGUUGGGAUAAUCUUCCAAGGACCCUUCUUAUGUACUACACUAAUUUCGUAUCCUCCCCUGAAGGCUACUUUCAGACUGUUGUGUGCAAUGAGCCAGAACUAGCCAAAACUGUUGUGAACAGUGACUUGCAUUUUAUUUCAUGGGACAAUCCUCCCAGACAGCACCCUCAUGUCCUUACCACCAAUGACACAAACAAAAUGAUUGCAAGCAAAGCUGCCUUUGCUAGGAAAUUUAAGCACAAUGAUCCAGUCUUGGAUGUGAUUGAUAAACAAUUACUAAACAGGAAAAAGGAACAGCUAUUCACCCCUGGUGGUUGGUGUGCUGGCAACCCCACAUGUUCCAAGGUUGGGAACAUUUACAAGAUUACACCUGGUCCUGGAUAUCAAAGGCUUCGGUUCCUUGUUACUAGGCUAACUUGGAUGGCUAGAUUUGGUCAGAAACAGUGUAAAUAG
Sphenostylis stenocarpa is the source of this 1272-nucleotide messenger RNA. Lineage: Eukaryota; Viridiplantae; Streptophyta; Magnoliopsida; Fabales; Fabaceae. The record is from the annotation of a GenBank genome assembly.